Molecule: messenger RNA, 1251 nt
Organism: Enhydra lutris kenyoni (northern sea otter)
Lineage: Eukaryota; Metazoa; Chordata; Mammalia; Carnivora; Mustelidae
Product: protocadherin gamma-B7-like
Exons: 1
Biological process (GO): homophilic cell-cell adhesion
Cellular component (GO): plasma membrane
Molecular function (GO): calcium ion binding
Source: RefSeq, a predicted model, not a curated record
AUGGGAGGGAGCUGUUUUCAGAGGCGCGCAGCCGGCAGGCUACAGGUACUGUUUCCCUUCCUGCUACCUUUGCUCUACCCCGCGCUCUGCGAGCCGAUCCGCUACUCCAUUCCCGAGGAACUGGCCAAGGGCUCGGUGGUGGGGAACCUCGCCAAGGAUCUCGGGCUCAGCGUCCUGGACGUGUCGGCUCGGAAGCUGCGAGUUAGCACGGAGAAGCUGCUUUUCAGGGUAGACCCAGAGAGCGGGGACUUACUCGUGAACGACCGAAUAGACCGUGAGCAGAUAUGCAAAGAGAGAAGAAGAUGUGAGUUGCAGGUGGAAGCCGUGGUGGAAAAUCCUCUAAAUAUUUUUCAUAUCAUUGUGGCUAUUGAGGAUAUUAAUGACCAUGCCCCUCAGUUCCAUAAGGAUGAAAUAAAUUUAGAAAUCAGUGAAUCUGUUCCCCUGGGGACCGGAGCAAUUCUUGAGUCUGCAGAAGAUCCUGAUACUAGUAUGAAUUCACUGAGCAAAUACCAGUUAAGUCCUAAUGAAUAUUUCUCCUUGGUGGUGAAAGACAGUCCUGAUGGUAGCAAAUAUCCAGAAUUAGUACUGAAGAAGACCCUGGACCGAGAAACACAAAGCUCUCAUCAUCUGGUGCUGACAGCCUUCGACAGCGGGGAUCCACCACGAUUCAGCACGGCUCAAAUCCAAAUCCUGGUGGUGGAUGCCAAUGAUAACCCCCCAGUGUUCAGCCAAAAUAUAUACAGGGUCGGUCUUCCUGAAGGUGUACCCUCAGGCACUUUGGUGGUGAAGGUGAGCGCCACUGACCAAGAUGAAGGCUUCAAUGCUGAGAUCACAUACUCAUUCCUAGGUGUAGCUAAUAAAGCCCAGCACGUGUUCUCUCUGGAUUCUGCUACAGGAAACAUUAUAACUCAUCAGCCCUUGGAUUUUGAAGAAGUAGAAAGAUACACCAUGGAUGUAGAAGCCAAGGACCGAGGAUCCCUCUCUACGCGGUGUAAAGUAAUUGUAGAAGUUCUAGACGAAAAUGACAACAACCCUGAAAUAAUCAUUACUUCUUUCUCUGAUCAGAUUUUGGAAGAUUCCCUUCCAGGAAUGGUUGUGGCUCUCUUCAAAACACAGGACCAGGAUUCUGGGGAAAAUGGAGAAGUUACAUGUAGUUUAAGUAGAGAUACUCCGUUUAAGAUUCAUUCUUCAUCUAAUAAUUACUACAAGCUGGUGACAGAUGGAGCCCUAGACCGAGAACGGACUCCGGAA